GCGUAUGCUUGCCGUGGCUGCCCGGCUAGCUAUGUAACAGUGGCGACGAAGUCGGUUUUCGCUACCCACGGUACCUGACGGACUACGAGUCCUGGCGUCAGACGAACGAGGACCGACCACGAUGGCCUCCCUGCAGUUGCCGGAUUACGACGAAACGAAAGAUAAGUGGAAGCCUUACCUCGUCAGAGCAGAAGCGUAUUUCGAGGCGAACAGUGUAACGGACCCGGCUAAGAAGCGAGCACUACUAGUUUCGGCGUUGUCUAGUAAGACGGUCGAGGUGCUAGCCGGCAGAGUAGCCCCGCGUGCACCAAAUGAACUGACAUACAAGGAAGUCGUUCAGAGCUUGAAUGAGUAUUAUGACCCUAAGAAGCACGAGAUAACGGAAAGCUACAAGUUCUUCAAUCGCUCACAACUUCCAGGCGAAAGCGUUAGCGCAUUUCUCGUUGCUAUUCGCCGAAUAGCAGACAACUGCAAUUUCGGCACGUCUCUUGACCGCAUGCUUCGGGAUCGCAUUGUCUGCGGCGUACGCUCCGUGGCACUGAGGAAACAGAUGUUGGCAAAAAAGGAUUUAACGCUAGAAGAAGCCGAAGCAUUGGCACUGUCUGUCGAAGCAGCUGAAAAUGGUGCCGAAAGCAUGACCUCAGAAGCUACGCCCUUGCUUAAGCUACGCGCGUCCGAGGCCAACACUGUUAAAACAUCUCCGACUCGGCACGCGGCACAGCAUUGUGAUAGAUGCGGAAGCAGCAAACACGACGGCAACAGCUGUCGUUGGAUUAGAGCAAGGUGUUAUCGCUGCGGACGUCAUGGGCAUCUCGCAAAGAUGUGCCGCACAACCGCCAGUAAGAGCCGCGUCGCAACGCAUGCAGUGGAGGGAAGAGCUUUGACUCUCGAAGAAGCCGUAACUGAAGACGACGAUAAGGACGAGACACAUAUAUGGACCUUACUUUCUGCACGAAAAAGCCGCCUCGAGCCGCCGAUAAGGCGCAGUUUUUCAUGGAAUGGCGUACAACUUACAAUGGAAGUAGAUACUGGCUCGCCUGUCUGCGUAAUUUCCAAAAACGUGUUUGACAAGCAUCGCGAACAGUGGCCAGCGCUUAAACCUUCUCAGGUGAAGUUGUCAUGCUACGUUGGACCACUCCCAGUGAUGGGGGAAUUGCAACUUUGUGUGCAAUACAGGGCCGUCUCAGUUUACUGCCGUCUUAUUGUACUGAACUGCUCGGGACCUAACCUGUGUGGCCGGGAUCUGAUUUCCUUGCUCCACAGAGCGGGGGUUCCAGUUUUGCAGCCGUCGGCACAAGACUUGCUACACUCAACGCCAGAACCCGCUGGGGCAGUUCACAACAUUGUCGACGACUACCACGACGUCUUCUCCAAGGAUCUUGGCCUGAUCAAGGGACCUCCAGCCACAUUGCAGCUGAAAGAGGGAGCGGUGCCGAAAUUCUGUCGCCAAUUCACUCUCGUGACGGACCACCAGCCCCUCUUGAGCUUGUUGCAAUCCGACCGCCCGACGCCACCCCUGGCUGCAGCACGUAUCCAGCGCUGGGCACUGUACUUGGGUGGCUACCGCUACAAGCUGCAAUACACGCCGGGAAAACAGUUGCUCAACGCGGACGCCCUGAGCAGGCUGCCACUGCGGUCUACGGAGGCUGAUGACGUGGACUCGCCGCCGGCAUCAGAUGACUGGGUGGUCCCCAUAGAAAGCAACGUGUACGUGCGGAACUACGGUGUCGGAGAAAAGUGGACACCAGGGCGUGUGCAGUCCACUGCAGGAUCCCGAAUGGUGACCGUCCAAACUCCUCAUUCUGUAGUCAGACGCCACGUUGACCAAGUGCGCCCUCGACAAGUAUCGCAGUCCCCAUCGCCGGGCUCUGCAUCCUUAUCAGAGUCUAAUAUGUCCAUGCUGCCGAAACGAUCGCCGGGGCCCUCAACUACAAGCUCCACCGUGCUGCCUCCAGAAGCGCUCACUACCGCAAGCCCCCACGACCAUCCAGUGCCAACCAUGCCACAGGCCGGUCCUACACAAGCGGCGACCCCAAGCGCGGAACCAGUGCUUCGGCGUUCUACCAGACAACGCAAGCCAGUACAACGGUUCCAUUUUUAAGAAGAGAGAAGUGUUGCGAACUGAACUCUCCUACUUCUACGUCCCCCCCUUUCCCCCCUUCGUGUUUCUGUCGAUGGCUGAAGCGAUAGCCAUUCCCGCCCCCCUUUCCCCCUCUCCCUGCUUCGUAGAUGAAGCUACAAAAGAAGCUUGCGCGAAACAAUAAACGUUCACUCGUUGCCCUAGUCUGCGGUUGUCUGCGUAUGCUUGCCGUGGCUGCCCGGCUAGCUAUG
Rhipicephalus microplus (southern cattle tick) is the source of this 2331-nucleotide messenger RNA. RefSeq lists its product as uncharacterized. The record is from RefSeq and is a predicted model, not a curated record. Gene Ontology annotation, molecular function: zinc ion binding; nucleic acid binding. Gene Ontology annotation, biological process: DNA integration. NCBI's taxonomy places the organism in Eukaryota, Metazoa, Arthropoda, Arachnida, Ixodida, Ixodidae.